AUGAAGUUCGGUGCUGAGCUUGAUGCGAAAAUAUAUGAACCGUGGCGAUCAUCUUAUUUACAAUACAAUAAGCUCAAAAUCGAGUUUAAACGUCGACAAUUGAGUUACGGUUGGCAACCGCAAGACGAAAACGAGUUUAUCAAUGCCUUGGAAAAAGAAUUGGAACGCGUGUAUACAUUUGUCAAAUCACGAUUACGGGAUUUGCAUAAACGGACGACGGACAGCGAAAUCGCUUUAGCUUCGGCGACCACUGGACCGACCUUUGACGGGGUUGCCGAUACCGUCGCGGAAAUUCUUUUGGAUGUGAACGAUGUGGCGCGAUUCCAUCAUUUGAACAUGACCGGGUUCGAGAAAUUGGUAAAGAAACAUGACCGCUGGACAGCUACACCCAUGAAACCGUAUUUCCGUGAUACCAUGCUUAAAAAAUGGCCGCUCGAUAAACUGCCUACAUUUGACGAGCUGAUUGUGCGGCUAUCCAAUAUUCACGAUGCGUGCCAACUCCAUGGUCAGCGACGCGCCGACGCUUACGGCCAAGGCAAAGACCAAACCGCCUUUGAACGGGCCACCGCCAAGUACUGGAUUCACCCGGAUAACGUUACCGAAGUGAAAUCCAUCAUCCUUUUUCACUUGCCCGUCCACGUCUUUAACCGAAAGAAACAAUUCGAAGCCGCCGAUGCCGCCGUCUCCAGUGUGUACUUUGACAAUGAUGCUUUCGAUCUGUACUCGGAACGAUUAGACCGUGCCGAAGGCGGCGAAGCCAUUCGGUUCCGCUGGUACGGCCAAGACAAUCGUAACAUUUACAUUGAACGAAAGACCCAUCAUGCACCUUGGUUCAACGGCCACUCUGUCAAGGAUCGAUUUCGGCUCAUCGAAGAUCAAGUCAAUUCCUAUGUGCAAGGCGAGUACACCGCCAACGACAUUGCUCGAGAUUUGCGUGCCAAGGGAAAGCUGGACGAGGUCGCCAUCGAGGAUAAUCAUUUUGUGGCCAGUGGAAUCCAGCACUCCAUCCAAGCGCGCCGCCUUCAGCCUAUGUGUCGUGUCUUUUACAAUCGCACCGCCUUUCAACUGCCUGGAGAUCAACGCUUACGUCUAAGCCUCGACUGCAAUCUUACAUUUAUCCGGGAAGACACGCUUGAUGGGAUCCGACGACGUCCUGCCGCGGAUGGUCGAUCCAACUGGCGCCGUACCGAUGUAGGCAUCGAUUACCCGUUUCGCUACGUGGAUGACAAGGACAUUUUACGGUUCCCGUAUGCUGUGCUUGAAACCAAGAUUCAGAACCAUCUGGGGCAGCAAGUGCCGGCAUGGUUAACCGCCUUAUUGGAGAGCCAUCUUGUGCAUGAAGUCCCUCGGUUCUCCAAAUAUCUUCACGGUGCGUCGCAGCUGUUUGGCAACCGUGUACCUACGGCACCUUGGUGGCUCAGUGAAUUGGAAUUGGAUAUCCGAAAACCACCGGUGGCCAAUGUCGGUUUAUCACGGUCGAUGAGUUUGAAGCCGUUGGUCAAUGGCCAUCAUCGACGCUCCCUCGUGGAGGCGCCCCCUCGAGAAAAGAAAAUACCGCAUAUUGCAAUCAACUUGGAUGCCAGCGAACCGGAAAGAAAACCAGGGCUUCGAACCACCGACAGCAAAGAUGGCAAACGCGAUAUUCUUUCGAGAAUCUGGCUCCAUCCCGCCUCGCUGGCUAAAUUAACGCAAGAAAAAGGAUUCAUGGGUCAACCACCGACCCCACCCGCCAAAGAUUUGCCAUCGUACAAACCACCCAUGUCCAGAACCGUUCCUCCACGUCGCCGCACCGAACCCAAAACAUUUUUUGCCAACGAACGUACCUUUAUAUCGUGGCUGCAAUUCUGUGCCCUCUUGCUGACGGUAGCUCUUAACCUGCUCAACAACGGUGAUCGAAUCUCUCGCAUUAUUGGCGCCAUCUUUAUUAUCAUUUCCUCCUUGUUAUCCUUUUAUGCACUGGGAAGGUUCCAGUUCAGAGCCUGGCAACUGCGCACGGGCCGCAACAUCAUCCGGUAUGAUGAUAUAUACGGGCCCACCAUCCUUUGUGUGAUGCUGGUUACGGCGCUUAUCUUGAAUUUUUACCUCCGAGCUCCUACCCUCUCCAGCAAUGCGCCGGGCGCGACGAGCAACAAAUAA
Radiomyces spectabilis is the source of this 2136-nucleotide messenger RNA. RefSeq names its product VTC domain-containing protein. Gene Ontology annotation, cellular component: fungal-type vacuole membrane; vacuolar transporter chaperone complex. The record is from RefSeq and is a predicted model, not a curated record. The transcript is spliced from 2 exons. Lineage: Eukaryota; Fungi; Mucoromycota; Mucoromycetes; Mucorales; Radiomycetaceae. The coding region runs from base 1 to 2136 and encodes 711 amino acids.